Messenger RNA from Lodderomyces jiufengensis, 744 nucleotides. It is a transcript of the gene GPM1, whose product is annotated as phosphoglycerate mutase. The coding region runs from base 1 to 744 and encodes 247 amino acids. NCBI's taxonomy places the organism in Eukaryota, Fungi, Ascomycota, Pichiomycetes, Serinales, Debaryomycetaceae. The transcript has a single exon. Gene Ontology annotation, biological process: glycolytic process. Gene Ontology annotation, molecular function: intramolecular phosphotransferase activity. The record is from RefSeq and is a predicted model, not a curated record.
AUGCCCAAGUUAGUUCUUAUUCGUCACGGUCGCUCAAAACUUAAUGACUUAGAUAUAUUUUCGGGAUGGAUUGACGCUAAAUUGUCCGAUUCAGGGAAAGAAGAGGCCAAAAAAGCUGGUGAACUUUUGAAAGAUGCAAAAAUUGAAGCAGAUAUUAUUUACACUUCACUUUUAUCAAGAGCUAUUCAAACCGCUAAUAUUGCUUUGGACGUUGCUGAUCAAUUGUGGGUACCUGUGACAAGAUCUUGGAGACUCAAUGAAAGACAUUAUGGAGAUUUACAAGGUAAAAACAAAGCUGAAGCAUUAGAACAUUUUGGUCCUGAAAAAUUCAAAGAAUAUAGAAGAUCAUAUGAUAUUCCACCUCCUCCAAUCUCACCUGAUAAUAAAUGGUCUCAAGCUGGGGAAAGAAGAUAUGAUACAAUUGAUCCUGCUAUUGUUCCUAAAACAGAAAGCUUGAAAGACGUAAUUGAAAGAUUAUUACCAUUUUGGGAAGAUGAAAUUGCUAGUAAGUUGUUGGAUGGGAAGACAGUUGUGAUUUUUGCUCAUGGGAAUUCACUUAGAGCCUUAAUUAAACACUUGGAUGGGCUUUCGAAUGAAUCCGUAAGUGAACUAAAUCUAGCCACGGCGCAACCACUAGUCUAUGAAUUAGACGAUCAAUUAAAACCUAUCAAGCAUUACUAUCUUGAUCCUGAGGCCGCCGAAGCUGGUGCAGCAGCUGUUGCAGCUCAAGGACAAAAGAAAUGA